This is a messenger RNA of Grosmannia clavigera kw1407, 2121 nucleotides long. RefSeq lists its product as uncharacterized. The coding region runs from base 1 to 2121 and encodes 706 amino acids. NCBI's taxonomy places the organism in Eukaryota, Fungi, Ascomycota, Sordariomycetes, Ophiostomatales, Ophiostomataceae. The record is from RefSeq and is a predicted model, not a curated record. Gene Ontology annotation, molecular function: protein binding. The transcript is spliced from 3 exons.
AUGAAACAGUCCCCGCGUCCACGGGCCAACAGUCCUCGCCGGCUUAGCCUCUUGAUCGGCCUCGUUCUCGCCUGCAGCUGCCAGGCACAACGAGAUCCCGUGACCGACUUCUGCCGCCGCUUCGGCCACCAGACCGCCGUCAUCGACCGCCGCCUCUACAUCGAUGGAGGCCUCGUCAACUGGAACCCGAUGCAGUCGGAUCCCGCCAACUACUCCAACACCUGGCUGCUCUACCAAGACCUCGACCACAACAGCGACAGCAGCAUGCCCGCUCUGCACGCCAACCUGUCCAAGAACAGCACCGUGCCCAAUGUCAGCGGCGGCUUUCUCUGGGCCGACGACGUCAAUAAGAUGCUCUUCCUCUUUGGUGGCGAAUACUACCAGCAGCCGCCGCCCGCAAACACUCUCGCCCUCUGGGCCUACGACGUCCUCCACAAUUAUUGGAUCCAGCGCUCUCCUCCGCCUGCCUCUCAGACCAACGUCUACUCUGUCGCCUACGGUGCCGGCGUCUCUGUUUCCGACCGCGGCGAAGGCUACUACUAUGGCGGCUGGCUCUCCAACACCUCUGUCGCCGGCUGGUCUGGUCCACCGCUGGCCUCUUCCGGCCUGUUGCGCUACAACCUCGAUGCCAGUACCUGGGCUAAUAACACUGGCCCCGACGACGUCCGCCGUGCCGAGGGUGUCCUGCUCUAUCUUCCUGCUGGCGAUGGUGGUCUGCUUGUCUACUUUGGCGGUGUCAUCGACCCAUAUGCCAAUGGCACAGUGUCCGAACAGUCUCUGGACACUGUAUUCAUCUACGACGUCCUAAGCUCCAAAUGGUAUUCCCAGAACACAACUGGCAGCAUCCCUGGCGACCGUAGACGCUUCUGUGCCGGCGUCACCUGGACUGAAGACCGGUCCAGCUACAAUAUAUACAUCUACGGCGGUGCUGGCUUUCCGCCCGCUACGGCCGGCUACGAUGACGUCUACGUGCUCUCUAUCCCCUCCUUCACCUGGAUCAAGCUCUACCCGACCGAUGGGAACUACACGGGAUCGUAUCCCCACCACAGCCUCUCCUGCAACGUCGUCUCCGGCGCCCAGAUGCUCAUCAUCGGCGGCUCCUUUCCGCUGACCGAUGACUGCGACGCUGCCUCGCAGUGGGGCACCCACAACGUCGACCUGACCGAGUCGAGGCCGCCCAACAGGGCUCUCUGGCAGCUCUUCGACCCCAAUGAGACCGUCUACAACGUUCCUUCUCCCGUGCUCAGCGCCAUCGGAGGAGCCGGUUCUGGCGGUGCUACCGUCACAGCUCCGGCUGCCGGCUGGGACAGCCCCGAUCUGGCCGUCCUUCUCACCCGCACCGCCUCUGUUGCCGUGCGGACAGCCACGCGCGCCAUCACAUCCUCCACGUCCACCGCUGUCGGCCAUUCAGGCAACAGCUCCCCGCUCAGCAAAGGGGCCAUUGCUGGCGUCGCUAUUGGUGCUGCGGUGGCCGUCGUUCUGCUGGGCAGCAGCUGCUGGUGGGUGCUGCUCCAGCGAUAUCGGAGACGACUCAGGGGCGGCACAACAGGACAGGGAGGACGGGGAGGAGGGGGAGGCCGAGGCGGAUACUAUUCAGGCGGCCACAUCCCACCGCCGCAGGUGGGCAUGAUGGGGAUGCAAAGUGGAUUCACCGACUCUCACGGCAGUGCGCAGCCCCUCAGUUCAAGCCAUCCUGGCAACUGGUCGCCACAGCAUCACGGCAUCACUGCCGGCUAUUCGCUUUCCAGCCCGUACUCGCUUUUUGGAUCUGCUGCUGGCGGCGACGUUGUUGUGUCACAGCCGGUCGAGCUGGCCGGCUCUGGGACCAGUGCGCUCGGUGCAACAAGCCCGGUCGGUUCAGGAUCGGGCACUGGCAACAGCGAGGCUCUCGAGCGAAUUCGCGGCGUCCUGGUCAAGGUCGACGACCAAGACCGUGUCUGGAUGCCCACCGAGACCGAGCUGCAGCUGCCACCCGGCCAGACAGCCUCUCCGGCUCUGGCCAUCGACACCACAGCGGCCAUUGGCAGCGCUGGCAGAAACACACCACAGGAGCUGAGCUCCACCCGCGGCGAGCAGCAGGACGACCGCUCUGGCAGACACGACACCUUUUACCAUCCCUAA